Molecule: messenger RNA, 1464 nt
Organism: Diceros bicornis minor
Lineage: Eukaryota; Metazoa; Chordata; Mammalia; Perissodactyla; Rhinocerotidae
Product: glycine N-phenylacetyltransferase-like
Exons: 5
Cellular component (GO): mitochondrion
Molecular function (GO): glycine N-acyltransferase activity
Source: RefSeq, a predicted model, not a curated record
GCCAAGAUGUUUCACUUACAAGGCCCACAAAUGCUGCAGAUGCUAGAGAAAUCCUUGAGGAAGAGCCUCCCUGAGUCCUUAAAGGUUUAUGGGACCGUCUUCCACAUGAAUCAGGGAAACCCGUUCAAGCUCAAGGCCCUGGUGGACAAGUGGCCUGAUUUUAGGACAGUGGUGAUCCGCCCUCAGGAGCAGGAGAUGACAGACGACUUUGAUCACUAUACCAACUCCUACCAAAUCUAUUCUAAGGAUCCCAAGAACUGUCAAGAAGUCCUUGCCGCAUCAGAUAUCAUCAAUUGGAAACAACAUUUGCAGAUCCAAAGUUCACAGUCCAGCCUGGAUGAGGUGAUACAGAAUCUUGGAACCACUAAACUGGUCAAGGUAAGGUAAACACAACGUCUUCUCUACGUGAUGCCAGAGACAGCCAGGAAACUGCUCCCUUCCCUGCUGGAGACAAAGAAUUUACCUCUUCAAACUGGCACCCCCAAGGCCGUUAACCAAGAGAUGUUUAAACUCUCAUCCCUGGAUGUUACCCAUGCUCCUUUGGUGAAUAAAUUCUGGCAUUUCGGCGGCAAUGAGAGGAGCCAGAGAUUCAUUGAGUGCUGUAUCCGGACCUUCCCCACCAUGUGUGUGCUGGGACCUGAGGGGACCCCUGUGUCCUGGUCUCUGAUGGACCAGACAGGAGAGAUGAGGAUGGGUGCCACCAUGCCUGAGUACCGGGGUCAGGGUCUCGCCUCCCAUAACCUACAUGCUCAUGUCCAGGCUCUGGACAAACUUGGCUUCCCCGCAUAUAACCACAUAGACAGAGCCAACAAGAUUAUGCAGAAAAUGAGUCAUAAUCUGCAUCACAUCUGCAUACCCUGUGACUGGAACCAGUGGAACUGUGUGCCUCUGUGAAGCAGCCCUGAACACAGACAGUGCUGGGUGGACUGGUCACAUGGCAGGAGGAACAGAUGGUUGGGCAGAGAGAAAGAAUAAAUUGUAACCAGCAGUAAAGCAGUGCGUGUUAUUUAGGCUCUGGGGAAGCAGUGUGAAUGGUCAACAGAACCGCCACAGUCCUUCCUCGUAAACCACUCAUGGACUUCCCUUUGGGUCCAGCAGAACUGUCAUGGCCAGACCUUCCUGUAGUGGACCCUGGUCUUGUUGAGUUUCCUACACUUUGGGAUCUCGAUGACACUCUAUUCAGCUGCAACUGCCCUAAUGCUUCUCCUGGAUUUCCUAUCUCUCACGUGGAUUGUUGCUAAUGGGUAUAUCUUGUCAGUUUUGCCAAGAUAUGGUAUUAUCUUAUGGGUAGUGUAAUUUUCCCUUUCUCUUUCCAAUAUCCUCCCUUCACCCCCUCCCCAGUUUUAUUGAGGUAUAAUUGACAAAUAAAGUUGUAAUUUAUUUAAAGUGUACAACAUGAUGAUUUGAUAUAUGUAUACAUUGUGAAAGAAUUCCCACAAUUAAGUUAAUUAAUACAUCUGUCAC